AGUUGUCAUCGUUAAGAGCACCAAGCAGGGAGAGGGGGAGAGAGAGAGAGAGAGAGAGAGAGAGAGAGAGAGAGAGAGAGAGAGAGAGAGAGAGGCACAUCUGAGAGAGACAGCCUCUUAGAGCUCUGAGGCAGAAGUGAUGGAUUCAACUCACCACAAAGUCAUCUAAAGUGCCAAAGGCAGCGCACUACCUGCCCUUUACUCAGGAGACUAGCUCAAGUUCAUAUUGUCUCUGAAGACUAUUUGCAACUUUUCCUCGCGACAGUCCGGAAGUCAACCUUGUGCUGGGCACACGUCAAUCUUUUUUGAUUUAACAAUAACCUUCAAAGCACGUUUACCUGUCCGCUGCUGGAAUGGACUGAGCUGACAGAGAGUGAGUAACCAGACGGGGUUAAAGACCAGGAGGACAAAGGCAUCUCACUUGGGAUGACUUUCGAUCAAGAGGAACUACAAUUGGCUCAGCCACAAGAGCAAGACAGCUGAGGGAGUCUCAUCAAUACGCUUCAGUUAUCUUGCUUGGUGAGUUGGAAAAGUCUCAUGGAUACCCCUUCAAUGGUCCUACUGGGGCUCCUUCUUGUUUAUGGGCUAGUCUGUCAGAUUCAGGGGAUCGUCUCAGAUAGCCACAGCUUUACGGGAGCCCAAGAAUUUGAGAGUAGCGACGAUGGUCCGGAGAGAGAAUUUCUCUAUGCAGGGAGGAGCAAACGCGCGCCUGUUGACCAGCCGCAGGACAAAUGCUCGUACACUUUUAUCGUGCCACAGCAAAAAGUGACAGGGGCUAUCUGUGUCAACUCCAAGGAGCCAGAGGCCACGCUGGAGAAUCGGGUUCAUAAGCAGGAGUUAGAGCUACUGAAUGUGGAGCUGCAGAAACAGAAAAGGCAGAUCGAGACUCUCCAGCAAUUGGUAGAAGUGGACGGAGGCAUUGUUAAUGAAGUUAAGCUUCUGAGGAAAGAAAGCCGAAACAUGAAUUCCAGAGUCACGCAAUUGUACAUGCAACUCCUUCAUGAGAUCAUCAGGAAGAGAGACAAUGCCCUCGAAUUAGCUCAGGUGGAGAACAGAAUACUGAACCAAACUUCAGAGAUGCAACAACUUACCAGUCGCUACAAAGACUUGGAGCACAAGUACCAGCACUUGGCCUCUUUGGCCACCAACCAGUCAACUCUUAUUGCCCUGCUGGAGGAGCAGUGUCAGGGUCAGGGUCGACCUCCUCUCCGACCCGUCCCCGUGCCACAGCCACGGCCUCAGCCACCUCGACCAUCACCACCUCUGAACAAGCCUUACCACCCACAAGUUCUUCCUCGGAUCAACAAGCCACUCAGCAAUGAGAUACAGAGUGAUCAGAAGUCUCUACCGCCUCCGACGAUGCCUACCAUCAUACACAACCCUUCCUCCACUGACAAACCCUCUGGUCCAUUUAGAGACUGCCUGCAGGCUCUGGAAGAAGGCCACACCAACAGCGGCAUGUACUUGUUAAAACCAGAGAAUGCCAACCGUCUGAUGCAGGUGUGGUGUGACCAGAGACAUGACCCAGGCGGCUGGACCGUAAUCCAGAGGAGAGUGGACGGCUCUGUCAACUUUUUCAGGAACUGGGAGACAUACAAGCAAGGGUUUGGAAAUAUCGAUGGGGAGUACUGGCUCGGUCUGGAAAAUAUUUACUGGCUGACGAAUCAGGGAAACUACAAGCUGCUGGUAACUCUGGAGGACUGGUCUGGCAGGAAGGUGUUUGCCGAGUAUGCCAGCUUCAGAGUGGAGCCUGAGGCUGACUUCUAUAAGCUACGAGUGGGUCGCUACCAUGGCAAUGCCGGCGACUCCCUCACCUGGCACAAUGGGAAACAAUUCACAACACUGGACAGAGACCACGAUGCAUAUACAGGUAAUUGUGCUCACUACCAGAAGGGAGGCUGGUGGUACAACUCUUGUGCCCAUUCCAAUUUGAAUGGCGUUUGGUACAGAGGAGGCCACUACCGGAGCCGUUAUCAAGAUGGAGUCUACUGGGCAGAGUUCAGAGGAGGAGCUUAUUCACUUAAGAGAGUGAUCAUGAUGAUUCGUCCAAACGCAAACACUUUUCACUAGUUUUU
This is a messenger RNA of Hippocampus comes (tiger tail seahorse), 2075 nucleotides long. It is a transcript of the gene angptl2b, whose product is annotated as angiopoietin-like 2b. NCBI's taxonomy places the organism in Eukaryota, Metazoa, Chordata, Actinopteri, Syngnathiformes, Syngnathidae. The transcript has 5 exons. The coding region runs from base 538 to 2070 and encodes 510 amino acids. The record is from RefSeq and is a predicted model, not a curated record. Gene Ontology annotation, biological process: blood coagulation.